AUGGGUAAAAUUAGUACUUUAUUGGAUAAAAAACUUAAUAAUUAUCUAUCGGAUUUCGUGGAAAGUUUUAGAAAAGCAUUGAAGGAUGACGUCAAAAACCUAGUACAAGCGGAGAUGGACUCAGUUGUGCAGCAGCUUAAAGACGAUUUUACUGUAACCACUAACUUUAUAUGUGAUGAACAGUCUUCCCUAAAGCAAGAAAUUGAAAAUAAGAGUCACAUAAUAAAACACCUAGAAUCUGAAACUCUGCGAUUUCAAAAGGAGAUUAAUGUUCUGACCAAUCGUUUAACAUCAAUUGAAAAAAUUUCCCGUAGCAAAAAUAUUGAAAUUCAUCAUAAGUGUUUGUGGGACACUGAAAAUGUGAAUUACAAGAAUCGUGAUGCACGUAGUGCUGCACUUGUAGCAUUUUCACAAGAAUUUGGAGUUGAUGGUUUGGGACUUAAGGAAAUUACAAACAAAAUACUUAAGAACGCAGUAUCAUGCGGAAAGGAAAAAGAUAAAAGAUUCAAUGAGCACUGGUUCCGGUACUGCUGA
Parnassius apollo (apollo) is the source of this 534-nucleotide messenger RNA. The record is from the annotation of a GenBank genome assembly. NCBI's taxonomy places the organism in Eukaryota, Metazoa, Arthropoda, Insecta, Lepidoptera, Papilionidae.